Molecule: messenger RNA, 2928 nt
Organism: Metopolophium dirhodum (rose-grain aphid)
Lineage: Eukaryota; Metazoa; Arthropoda; Insecta; Hemiptera; Aphididae
Product: major facilitator superfamily domain-containing protein 12-like
Exons: 10
Coding region: 388-1938 (516 amino acids)
Biological process (GO): carbohydrate transport
Cellular component (GO): membrane
Molecular function (GO): symporter activity
Source: RefSeq, a predicted model, not a curated record
UUACUCGUGCACUGCGCGGCACCGAGAUAAGUGGUCGCCAAAUGUCUGUGAUCGCUGAUUGGUCGCUACUGGUCGGCUACUCGUUUAACUCGCGUUGAUGAACAGUAAUUUAUUCCGCUAUAUAUCCGUUUGUAAUUUUCCUCUGGAGGUGUCAUUCGGUCGUCUCGCGUGCGAGACUGUUAUAAAAUUCAAUAUUGUAUCAUAAAUAGUAAACGUAGGUACCUAAACGGUUUUCGAGAGACACGCGCGUGUUUUUGUAUUCGCGUCAGAUUAUUUUAUUAUAAUAUUAUAUUGUAUAGAAUAUUUAAAUAAUAAAUAAAAAAAUAGUCGAUUGUCUUUUACGUUCAUUAAUCCGAUUUCGGUCAUUACUUAAUAAUAACACAUAAAAUGUCUACAAAUAACCAAACGGAUCAAAAAAAAGGAGAUGACCAAAAACGUGCCGUUCAACUUAACCAAGUACCACCACUACCAGGUGAUGAGGGUAAAAUGUCGGAUUCGCUCAAAUGGUUUGCAUUCGUGUCGUACGGUGUCGGUCACGUGCUCAAUGACUUGGUCGCCUCCAUGUGGUUCACCUACGCCCUGGUGUUCUACCACUACGUCAUGCAGCUAUCCAGCAUCAAUGCCGGGGCUGUGGUGCUCGUCGGCCAGCUAACGGACGCGGUUGCGACGGCCGCAAUAGGUGUGUUAUCGGAUAACGCCAACAUCUACUGUACCGAUCGAUACGGUCGCCGCAAGACUUGGCACCUGUUCGGCAGUGUACUGGUGUUCAUAAGUUUGCCGUUCGCGUUCUCGCCGCCCAUAUUGCCACAAGUCGAGAGCUCCGAACUGAACACCGCUCUGUACUACUGUUUCUUCAUCGUCUUCUUCCAAAUCGGAUGGGCAUCCAUCGAGAACUCGCACAUGGCGUUGGCUUCGGACCUGACGCCGAUAAGGGACGAACGAACGGCGUUACUAUCCAUCAGGUAUAGUUUUACCGUCUUUGCAAACAUCCUGGUGUACGUAGUCACGUAUAUCGUGCUCAGAAGUAACAACGCGAGCAAAACUCAAUUUGGACCUUCGGAAAGAAAAGAAUUCCAAAUAGUAAUAUUGGUGAUAAUGAUUGUCGGGGCUAUGACGACCAUAAUAUUUCACAUUGGUGUACGCGAACCACUUAUCAACAACCGUGUGAAUCGACAGCUCCUGAUGACAGAGACGGAGGCUGAACGCGCGGCCAACAGCAUUUGGUCCAUGUUAAAAAGCAUCACCCUUUACCAGACGGCCGUCGUGUACAUGUGUUCUCGGAUCACGGUCAACAUGACUUUGGUGUUCUUGCCGAUGUACUUACAAGAUUUUUUGAAACUGGAAGCCGAAAAACUAGCACUGUUGCCCUUGAUAAUGUUCGUCAGCAGUUUUUGUAUGUCGCUCCUCAACAAGCCCAUGAACAUGAAGCUCGGCAGAAAGUACACUUAUUCGUUUGGCGUGGUGUUAUCAUUGGGUUCGGCGUUUUGGUGUUAUGUAGGCGAAGGUGACACAUUUGCCAAAUAUCAAGUAUACGCGGUCACUAUCAUAAUAGGUAUUGCUUGUUCGGUGGUAUUGGUCACCAGUCAAGCACUGACCACUGAUUUUAUCGGCGACAGGACGCACAGGGGCGCCUUCACGUUCGGCCUGAUGAGCUUUACCGACAAAGUAUGCAACGGGGCCGUAGUCAUGGCCGUCCAGUCUUUGCACUGCGAGUCGUGUCCGAGUUACUAUCGUGACGUGAUGGUCUACAAUUGGACGAUUCCGUCGUGUUUGGCGUUCAUCGCGGUCAUCAGUUUGCCCUACGGUGGACGUCCAAGUCCAGUUGUGCAGGAAGUCCCGGAAACGCAUUCGGGCGGCAAUCAACACGCCGACCAAUCGAAAAAGCAUUCGAUCGAAAAGGGACAAGAGGCCCUACCCAGCAACUCGGUAAAAUCAUGACGGAAUGAUCAUCUAGUCAAAAUCGAUAAUAUGAUAUUUUAAAACGAAACAUAAAUUUACAGUAAACAAGUGACUAUUUGUAUUUAAUUAAUUAAUUAGCGUGUAGACAUUAUUGUGUUGUUUAUAAAUUGUAUAAUGCGGUAGGUAACGUCUAAAACUAAUAAAUAAUAAUAGUAAGACGUACACUCAUACGCACAAGGGUCGUGCUAUAGACUUGAGGUAAUUGAUGAUAAAACCGUGUUUAGAUUAUACCAUAUUUUUGAUAUUAGUUUAUUGUAUCCAGUUACUUGAGUUGCCUACUUCAACAGCUGUUAAAAUUGUGUAAUUUUAAUCAAAACAUUUAUAUUUAUAUUUUAAUCAAGCUAAGGCAUAGUACGAAUUGUUAUUGUUAUUAAUUAUUUAUUUUUAUAUAUAGAAUAUCGAUGUCCACAUUGCAUCUGAUAUUCUAAAUAAUAACAAGACAAUGUAAAUACUAUUAUUUUCAAACAACUAUGUGAUAAUAAUUGUAUUGAAAUAAUAUUUUGAAAAAAGGUAAAGAGGCUAAAGAUAUAUAUUCUUUUUUAUACUAGUCUUUAAAUUACAAAUUUAAUGGAUUAUGAGUUUAAUUUUAAAUGUUAUUUUGUACAUAAUAUACAAAAUUGUUUUUUUUUUUAUUAUUAUUAAUAGGUAGGUACAGUGAAAAGCUGUUAAAAUUUAUAAAUAUUAUGCUAAAACUAUUGUUAAACUAUGUUUUGGUUUUUAACAGUAUUUUUUUCUUUUUAAUUAAGAUUUUUAUAAAUUGUUGUACGGUACAAUUGCUUAGUAUAAGUAGACAAUAUUAACGUUUCCCUCCAAAGCUAAUUAAUUAUACAUUACCAUUAUUCAUUAUUAUUAAUUAUUAUCUAAUUAUUAUAAAUAUAUUUAAUUGAUCAAUAUUUAAAUUUUAUUUAAAAGAAAUAAUAAUCAAUUAUUUUUGUUUUAUGUUACACACUAUAUUUUAUGAAAUAUAUU